AUGGCUGAUGCAACAUGCAUUCAACUCAAGUUCAUACCUCAUUAUCGUCAGUCUGGGACAGUACCUAUAUCCAAGGCAUUCGAACUUUCCAUGCAAGCUGGUUUCAAGAUUCCAGCAUGUUCUGCGCAGGAGUUCAUAUAUGUAGCAACAACUAGAGGAGUACCAGCGAUAGGCCAAGACGACAAUCUCGAUAAGCUUGCCCUCAUACCUUCUCAUCUGACAACGAUGUUGGAUGAUACGCUGUCAUGCGAAACAUGCAACAGUUCAGAUCAAACUAAAUCUUGGACAUAUGUCACACCGACGAUAAGCAAACCGGACUUGAACAGUUUGUCGAUAAUAUCGGAAAAGAAGCGGUUGCAAAUACCACUGACGGGAGCACCUUAUCUUCGACCUAAUGCAGAACCUCUCAUCCACAUCCGUUCUUUCGCAAACGGCGAUGUUCACAGAUUCUUUGAGAAUGCUUUUGAGAAAGAAUUGAGCUAUGCCAUGAAGUUUUAUGGACAUGCAGGGUUGCUUCAGAGGCAAUGGAAUCAUGGCACUUCGAGAGUGAAUCGUGAGGCGACACCGGUUGAAAGGCUCACGCUGCGGGUUAUCCCUAUCCUUCCACCGGGCCAGGACACAUAUUACUACCGUUCAUUCAAAUUGAAGAUGGAGGAGAUGGUUGAGAAAGAGAUGAAAGCUAGCAAGGUAUCGAAGCGAGUGGCUAGAGAGCGUACGCUUAGCGGAAUCAUUGACAACACUGAUGACGGUGUUACUCUGAAGGAGCUCCUGGCACUAUCUGGGUUUGAAACAAAGUAUCCUCUCCAUUGUGAUAACUGCGAGGAUGAAAAAAUAUGCAUAUUUUUCAAUCCGCGCUUUUCUGAUGGGAUAUCUCAAUGUGGAGGCUGCUGGAAGCACUCCGACAUGUGCACCUUCUCAAACAUGACAUACGACUUGCUCAACGAAAUUCGCAAAUUCCCACAUUUCCGAGCAUGUGUACCAUGUCACAGAUGUUGGAGAGAGGGAACACUCUGCAGUAAGGACCAAGGUCAAUGUCUACCUGGUGAAGCGACGGGAAACAUCUGCCAGCGAGAGAUGUACGCAUGCUAUUGGGAACCAAGGGAUGACUCUUUCUGCGUACCUCACUGCGACAAAGCUCAUCACGACGAUGGUUAUCAAAAUAUGGUGCAUCGUUCUCGAGACGAUGUUGGCUCGAAUGCACAAAAUGUUGCCCGCGAGACCUUCAUUAGUAGUACUGCAUUAGGUUGA
Messenger RNA from Bipolaris sorokiniana ND90Pr, 1248 nucleotides. RefSeq lists its product as uncharacterized. Lineage: Eukaryota; Fungi; Ascomycota; Dothideomycetes; Pleosporales; Pleosporaceae. The coding region runs from base 1 to 1248 and encodes 415 amino acids. The transcript has 3 exons. The record is from RefSeq and is a predicted model, not a curated record.